Molecule: messenger RNA, 390 nt
Organism: Scedosporium apiospermum
Lineage: Eukaryota; Fungi; Ascomycota; Sordariomycetes; Microascales; Microascaceae
Exons: 2
Coding region: 1-390 (129 amino acids)
Cellular component (GO): cytosol
Molecular function (GO): protein-disulfide reductase [NAD(P)H] activity
Source: RefSeq, a predicted model, not a curated record
AUGCCGAUUGUAACCGAUUUCAAGCUGCCCGCCUCCACUGGCGCCCUAGCGCUACCCGGCCAAUCGAGCGCCGCCAUUUUCAUCGCCUUCAUAACUGCCGACGACCCUCACACGAAUCAACCAUGGUGCCCGGAUGUCAGGGCUGCUUUGCCAUACAUUAAAGCAGCAUUCUCCGCAGACAGUGCACCGGAUUUAGCUUUUGUUUCAGUUGGACAGAUUCCCGAGUGGAAAGAUAAAAGCAACGUUUACCGGACUAAGUGGAACGUUCACAACGUGCCGACGGUGGUUCGCUUCGAGGCCGUGAGCGGCGUGGUUAAAGAGACGGGCCGCCUAGUGGAAGGCGAGAUCCUCAACGAGAAGAAGCUUAGCAACUUUAUUAGAGGCCAAUGA